AUGUCUUUAAAAAAUGUUAGAAAGUGGUGUAGAGAAUUUUCAGGAGGUCGGACGGAAAUUCAUGAUGAACAAAGAAGUGGGAGACCUUCGAUUUCAGACAAGCUAAAAGAACAAAUUGAAAGAGAGCUUCGUGAAGAUCGACGAGUGACGGUUCGAGAUCUCGAACAAAGAUUUGAGUUGUCAAAAAGCAUCAUUCAAAGGUUUUUUAAUGAUAUGGGCUAUCACAAAUGUUGUGCUCGGUGGGUGCCUAAAAUGUUGACCGAGGACCAUAAGCGCCAACGCAUUGAGACUUCUCGAGAAUUUUGUCUCAUUAUGCCGAACAAGGAGAGGUUUUUCUUGACUCCAUAG
Messenger RNA from Sipha flava (yellow sugarcane aphid), 348 nucleotides. Its product is annotated as histone-lysine N-methyltransferase SETMAR-like. Gene Ontology annotation, molecular function: DNA binding. NCBI's taxonomy places the organism in Eukaryota, Metazoa, Arthropoda, Insecta, Hemiptera, Aphididae. The transcript has a single exon. The coding region runs from base 1 to 348 and encodes 115 amino acids. The record is from RefSeq and is a predicted model, not a curated record. Gene Ontology annotation, biological process: DNA integration; DNA transposition.